GGGUGUAGGUCUCCUUUUGGGGCCUAUUGCGUGGAGGGACUGUACCCAGGACCCUCUGACACCUCCUUUCUCUUUUCCAGCAGAGCGGAGGCUCUCUAGGGUGGUAUCAGGUGCCGAAAGAAGCCAGCAAUGGCGUGGGUCAAGGUGCUCCGUGGAAAGGGUUGGUGCUUGGCAAUAUAAAGUCGUGGAAAUAGCCGGCAAAGCUACUUAGGAUUGUGUUGAAAAUGCUGGGAGAGAAAAAGCAACUAAUAUUGAAAAGAGACCUUUAUGCAGACCCCACGUUUCCAGCCAGUGAUACCUCUAUAUUUUUUGAUUAUUGUACCCCGCUUGCUCAAUUCAGAGGCCAGAUAUCUUGGCUGAGACCUAAGGACAUUUGUUCUACUCCUCGGUUAUUUUCAAACAAUCCGCAGGAUGUGCAAGUGAAACAAGGAAUUUUGGGAGAUUGUUGGUUCCUGUGUGCCUGUGUAGCUUUGCAGAAGAGUAAAUACCUACUGAAUAAGGUAAUCCCUCCAGGUCAGCCCAGCUGGACAGAUGAGUCCUAUCAAGGCUGUUUCACUUGUCGAGUCUGGCAGUUUGGACACUGGGUGGAAGUGACCAUUGAUGAUCGUUUACCUUGCCUUGGUGGUAAACUCUGCUUUUCCCAGUGUCAGACAGAGGAUUUGUUUUGGCUUCCCCUGUUGGAAAAAGCUUAUGCAAAAGUGCAUGGAUCUUAUGAACAGUUGUGGGCAGGACAGGUGGCUGAUGCUUUGGUUGACCUGACUGGAGGAAUUGCUGAAAGAUGGACCCUGAAAGGCCCUGGAAGAAACCUGGAGAAAGAGAAGACUGGCAUGGUUUUGGAGAAAGCAGUGUUUAGAAGAUUGAUUAAUUUGAAGGAACAGUGUGUAAUAAGCUGCUCAGUCCUCAAUUCCAGACAAGGUGCAAGUGAACUAGGGGAAUUUCAUGCAUUUAUUGUGAUAGACAUGUUGAGUCUGUCUGAAGUGUCAGGCAAGGAAAUCUUCCUAUUACGCAUACGAAAUCCUUGGGGGAGGCGGUGCUGGAGAGGUCCCUGGUGUGAGGGUGGUCAAGGAUGGAGCCAGCUAGAUCCAGUAGUUGCCUCAGAACUGCUCUCACAGAUCCAGGAGGGAGAAUUCUGGGUUGAUGAAGAGGAAUUUUUCAGGGAAUUUGAUGAGAUUACCAUGGGCUUUCCAGUCAAUGAGGAAGGACAACUUCAGAGCCUCUACACAGAGAAAGUGCUGUAUCACUCGCAGAAUCUUUUUGGAUCCUGGGUGAGAGGACAGUCUGCAGGUGGCUGCCGUAACAACAGCAGCUUCCCUACCAACCCCAAGUUCUGGCUGAGAGUCUGUGAAAAGAGCGAGGUGUGCAUUGCUCUGCUGCAGAAACAUAGGGAAUACAGCGCUGACUGGGCCGGAAGAAUUAAAAAUCUGACUCGCUUAGCAGAGGAAAAUCUAUCUUUGACUGAAGGCAUACAGGGGAAGAAUUAUCAGGCUGUGGGAUUGCAUGUCUGGAAGGUGGAGAAGAAACGAUUUAACCUUCCAAAGACCCUCUCUGCUCCUCCAGUUGUAGGUACUGUCUGCCAUUCCUAUGAUAGAGAAGUGCAUGUAUGCUGUGACCUUUCGCCCGGGUUUUAUCUUGUUGUUCCCAGCACUUUUCUGAAAGAUGCAGUAGGGAAUUUCUUGCUUCGUGUAUUUUCAACGGGAAGGAUCUCUCUCAGUGAGCUAAAACCACCACCUGCAGAUGCUGCCCUCUGUGAAGAACUCCCAGCAGGUGAAUGGGAGAUAGUGCAGCUGCAUGGAUGCUGGAAAAAUGGGCAAAGUGCUGGAGGUAGCAGGAACUUCCCCUCCUUCCAUAUCAAUCCCUGCUUUCCCCUCUCCAUUCCUGCAGGACCAGGAAAAAGCAGUGUGAAAGUUACCCUCCGUCAGCACUGCCAAGAUAGCAAGUGUCGUCCAAUAGGUUUCCAUAUUUUCCAGGUGCCUAACAGCAGCUGGAAGCCACAUACUUCCUCUUUUUUACACUUGGAGCCGCUGGUUAGCUGCGUACCUCACUGCUAUUCGCAGGAAGAAGCGCAUUCACAGCCGGGAGACGCUUGGACAAGUAUUGCAAGAAAUCUCUUUUACAACUGUGAUGAAAAGGUAGGACAUACCUCAAGAAUCAUCAAAAUACACUGGAGCAGAGAAAGUCAAAGUUUGUAUCCUACACUGCCAGUCAUGCUGCUGAGCACUUUAUCAUGAACCCUUUGUUGAACCAUGCAAAUGGAAAUUAUUGGAUGAUAUAAUAGUGUUUCUAAACAGAAGAAGGAAAGGUUCAUGAAAGCACCUGGAUCCAGAGUUGUGAUAAAAUAGGAAACAGAUGCUGAGGAAGUAAAGAAAAAAAGUGUAAGGAUUUUUAAAUGGACUAUGAUUAUAAGAGUUGCCAUUCUGCAAUCAUUUAUGCAUGUGUGAAGGUUGUACUACAAUAUAUAAUGCUUUAUGAGUGUGUGAAAGGAAAAGGAGUCAACACUAAGUGUGUAUACUCAGUUACUUUCUGCAAAAGGGUGUAGGAAGAGACUUUCUGUGAACACACAGGAGUAACAGCAUACU
Egretta garzetta (little egret) is the source of this 2576-nucleotide messenger RNA. It is a transcript of the gene CAPN10, whose product is annotated as calpain 10. Gene Ontology annotation, cellular component: cytoplasm. NCBI's taxonomy places the organism in Eukaryota, Metazoa, Chordata, Aves, Pelecaniformes, Ardeidae. The transcript has 15 exons. Gene Ontology annotation, molecular function: calcium-dependent cysteine-type endopeptidase activity. Gene Ontology annotation, biological process: proteolysis. Bases 225 to 2228 code for a protein of 667 amino acids. The record is from RefSeq and is a predicted model, not a curated record.